Phaeoacremonium minimum UCRPA7 is the source of this 669-nucleotide messenger RNA. RefSeq lists its product as hypothetical. The record is from RefSeq and is a predicted model, not a curated record. The transcript is spliced from 2 exons. The coding region runs from base 1 to 669 and encodes 222 amino acids. Lineage: Eukaryota; Fungi; Ascomycota; Sordariomycetes; Togniniales; Togniniaceae.
AUGGCUCUGGAAGCCUUGUCUCUGGUGGACAAGGAAUUUCAGGUCCUGGGAGAGGGAGUUUCUGGAGACCCUCAAGGUGCAGGGAUGCCACAAAAUGGAGCUGCCAAAGGUGGCGCGUCACGACAAGGAGGAACCUUCCCGAAGAAGUCGCGACGCAGCGCCGCCAAGGAGUAUCAGAUUGCGGCGCGGAAACGCCGCGAGGAUACGGCAAGGCAGAACGCGAUCAACCCGCCGAAACCUGAAGAUCAAUGGGUCUGCGAGUUCUGCGAAUACGAGAGGAUCUUUGGCUAUCCACCAGUCGCUUUGAUCCGUCAGUAUGAGAUGAAAGAUCGCAAGCUCCGCCAACAGGAAGAGGAACGCAAGCGCGUAUGGGAGAAGGCCAAGGCAAGAAGCCGUAAAGGGAAGAAGGGUGCCAAGCUGCCUGCUAAGAGCAACACUGCCGCGCCGGUUCACCCUGGCGAUGGGCACCAUGCCCCUUCAAUGAACAACAACCACAGUCAAGAAACCCAGAGCGAAGAAUACUACGACGACGAGUAUGAGGAUGACGAGGACUACGAUGUCGACGACGAGAUUCCUGCCUUGGUUCCACCUCCAGUCCAAGGAGGAUCGCAAUCGGCCGCGGCCGGUCGUCCAGGAGGCGGGACAGAGGGCAAUCCAGCAGGCUCAUAG